AUGAGGAUAUCUGCGAGUGUAGAAAUUUCUAAUAGACUCCUUCCAUCCCUUAAUUUGGGUAAUAGAAGACCUGAAAAGUCCUAUUUGAGUAUUGGCUACUUACCAGGUCAAAAGGAAAAGGUUUUUAUUUUACAUCAAACAAUUAGAAAUGGACAUGGAGUGAAGUACAAGGUAAAUGAUAAUAUAGGAGGUAUAUUUGUUAAAUUUAUUGUUGAAGGGAAGGCAACCCUAAGAUUUAAAGAACCACCUGUUGAUUUGAUUAUUAAAGGUGAACCUAAACCUUUAUCAAAUUUUUUGCAAGUUUUGAAGCAGUUUAUGGACAAAAAGGUGCCGCUCAAGUUAUUACAGUUAUCAAAUUUGGCAGGAGCUUCAAGCAAAGUUGAUACUAAACCUGUAAAAUUAGUAUUGAAGCAGAAAAAAGAAUUUCCCAUAUUCCCACGUGCCCUAGAAACUCUACAGAUUAAUGAAGCUAUGAUGAAAAAGUUUGAUUGCAAAAUACUUAGGCUUCAGAAGUUAAAAAUAUUGAAUUUGGCUGAUAAUUGCUUAGAAGACAUUCCUAAUGAAAUUGAUUUAUUGCCAGCCCUUGAAGAAUUGCAUUUAGCCAAAAAUAAGAUUGGUGAAAAGAGUAAAUUCACAUGGUUAUCCAGUCAAACCUUGAGGCUGUCAUUAAUUCACCUAGACUUGAGAGAAAAUUGUAUAUCAUUUAUACCCCAAGAAAUAUGUAGACUUAAAAAUCUGAAGAAUCUUUUGUUAGACAAAAAUCGUCUACAGCAUUUACCCAAUGGACUUGGUCUCCUUUCAAAGCUUAAAAAACUGUCUGUCAGCCAUAACCUGUUAGAGUGGAUGCCAGGAAGCUGUCAAUUCCUUAGACUAAAUACUGUGGAUGUUAGUAAGAACAAUUGGAAAGACCACUGCUCAAGAGGAAAUCGACUUAGGGCAGUCUUUAAUCUUGUUGAUAUAUCUGCCGUUGCUGUUCUCAAGCACAGGAUUGAAUUCUCAGAAGAACUGAUCCCAAGAACACUUGUUUGUUAUCUGGAAAAUGCAGGUUAUUGUUCCUGUGGUAUUCCUGUUUUUCCUUCACGGCCAAAUAAAUUUGCACCAUUAGAUAGGUUUUUGUCUGCUGCAGAACGUGUUUUUGUUUUAGAAGAGGAACCUGUUAUUGGUUUUUGUACUUGCUUUCAACAUUCGACAUAG
Molecule: messenger RNA, 1194 nt
Organism: Nezara viridula (southern green stink bug)
Lineage: Eukaryota; Metazoa; Arthropoda; Insecta; Hemiptera; Pentatomidae
Source: the annotation of a GenBank genome assembly